GGAGUGAAUCGUGCGGGGAAGGGCGCUCAGCUGGGACGCAACGGUGUGCGGCGAAAAGACUGGCAUGACUAUGAAGCAAUCAAAAGAGACGCAUCUCGAUCUGGUAACGGUGAACAGGGGAAGCCGUUCCCCCUGACUGAUGCUGACCGGGUCGAUCAAGCCUACAGAGAAAACGGCUUCAACAUUUACGUCAGCGACCGCAUCUCCCUGAACCGCUCUGUUCCUGACAUCCGCCAUCCAAACUGUAAACACAAGCUGUAUGCAGAGAAGCUGCCCAACACCACAAUCAUCAUCCCGUUCCACAACGAGGGCUGGUCGUCGCUGCUCAGGACGGUUCACAGCGUGCUGAAUCGCUCUCCCCCACAGCUCAUAGCCGAGAUCAUCCUGGUCGACGACUUCAGCGACAAAGAACACCUUAAGGUGGCACUAGAGGAGUACAUGGUACGGCUGCCAAAGGUUCGCAUCCUGAGGACCAAGAAGAGGGAGGGUCUGAUCCGGACUCGCCUGCUUGGAGCAGCUGCUGCUAAAGGAGAAGUCCUCACCUUCCUAGACUCGCACUGUGAAGCCAAUGUGAACUGGCUGCCUCCACUGCUGGACCGAAUCGCCCAGAACAGGAAGACUAUCGUAUGCCCGAUGAUUGAUGUCAUCGACCACGACAACUUUGGCUAUGAAACACAGGCGGGCGACGCCAUGCGAGGGGCGUUUGACUGGGAAAUGUAUUACAAGCGGAUCCCGAUCCCCACAGAGCUGCAGAAGGACGACCCCAGUGAACCCUUUGAGUCUCCAGUGAUGGCAGGUGGACUGUUUGCUGUCGACAGGAAGUGGUUCUGGGAGCUCGGGGGAUACGACACCGGUCUAGAGAUUUGGGGAGGGGAGCAGUACGAGAUAUCCUUCAAGGUGUGGAUGUGUGGUGGUCGGAUGGAGGACAUUCCUUGCUCCAGGGUUGGGCACAUCUACAGGAAGUAUGUCCCCUACAAAGUUCCUGGUGGUGUCAGCCUUGCCAGGAACCUGAAGCGAGUAGCAGAAGUGUGGAUGGACGAGUACGCCGAGUACAUCUACCAGCGCAGGCCUGAGUACCGCCACCUGUCGGCAGGAGACAUGACUGUGCAGAAGGAGCUGAGGAACCGGCUCAACUGCAAGAACUUCAAGUGGUUCAUGAGUGAGGUGGCCUGGGAUCUGCCCAAGCACUACCCACCUGUGGAGCCUCCUGCUGCUGCAUGGGGAGAGAUCCGUAACGUGGGUAGCAGCAUGUGUAUGGAGAGUAAACAUUUUGUGUCGGGGAGUCCUAUCCGCCUGGAGAGUUGUGUGAAGGGACAAGGCGAUGUGAGCUGGAGACAUGGACAGGUGUUUACGUUUGGCUGGAGAGAGGACAUUCGGGUGGGCGACCCCAUGCACACGAAAAAAGUUUGCUUCGAUGCCAUUUCCCACAACAGCCCCGUCACCCUGUACGACUGCCACGGCAUGAAAGGCAACCAGCUGUGGCGCUACAGAAAGGAUAAGAGUCUGUAUCACCCCGUCAGCAACAGCUGUAUCGACAGCAGCCUGAACGAGCGGCGUGUCUUCAUGAACACGUGUGACCCGUCCUCGCCCACUCAGCAGUGGCUAUUUGAGAAAACCAACGCCACCGUGCUGGAGCACUUCAAUCAGGGCGCCAAGUGAAGUCCUGCAGCAUCCACGAGGAAGGACUCACGCAGAAGUGGAGCUGCUGCUGCUGCUAUUGCGAACUGGGGUAUUUCCCAUUUACCUCGCAAUGAGGUGACAGCUGUUUCUCUUUGGGGUGCUGGGAGUGAGGCAGGACGGCACGCAGAGGGGGUUAGUUAAACGCAUUAGUGUGAGGGAAGAUUGGGUUUGAGUUUGAUUGAUGGGAUUUGUGUAAAAGUUACUCUGUGAGAGAUGGGUGUGUUCUGUCGGGGUGCUGCUGUGGCAGUAGGUCUGUCUCACUUCCUGAUUUUUAUUUAAUUUUUUUAUCGUCUGCCAUUCCUCUUUAUUUCUUUUGCCCGUUUCAAAUCUCCCUCUCUUCCCCUGUACUGUUUCCUCUCUGGGGGUUUGUUGUUUGCAGUUCUCUCUCCCUCUCUUUCUGUCCAUCUACCUUUUAUCCUCCAAUCUCUCCUCCCUCGUUUCUCUCCCGGUCUGCCACUGCCUGCAUGUCCGUCUCUAUCUGCCUGCAUGACUGCACCUUUGCCCACCUUUUUCAUUCUCCCUCUCAAAUAUCCUUAUGUCUCUCCAGCUCUGACAACCUCCCUGGGGGUAGAUGAAGGGGGGGAGGGGCUCUUGCUGAGCCAAAGUCGUACUGACACCUGGGUGAAGCCAGGCAGAACCACUCUGAAAAUCACCUGGUGAAGUGAUUCUCCUUUACAACCUUCUGUUCCCUCCCUCAUCCUUCCCCUCAUGUGUGUAACUCCUGGUCUGCGGGCAGAGCUGCAUUGAAUGUAGUGGGUGAAAGUUGACAAAGACGGUCCAAGGAGAUAAGACCUUUUGCACGUGCCUCACUUAUUUGUUCCUUAUUCUCUGCUUUCCUGUCUGUAUUUAUUGAUUAGUCCUUCACAGAUUUGUCACUGUGCCACGUUCUUCUUAUAUUCCUCAGAGGCGAGCGCUAUCCGAUGCCAGGGUAUGUGCAGGCUGACUCCUGCUGGGUAAUGGUGCAGUCAGACUAGAUUUUGCUUUCUUCAUAGAGGUCCUGCAUCUCUUAAAAUAGCCAAUAAGAAUGCAGGCUGUCUGAGGCCUACGCAGAGAUAAAAGCGACAAUGGCAAACAGAAGAUCCAAGGUAAGGUCAUCGCACUGCAACAAGGCUCCAACAAGUGCUUCCUGUGAGAUCUCACCCUGGAGUGGGUCCAUUUAUUUGAGAAUGCUUUGAGAAAAGCUCCUCAAAGCAGUGACCACUAAAUCAGGAGGUAUUUGUUCAGAAUUUAGUUUUAAGGUUGCGUGGUUACUGCGGUUUGUUAGCUAAAUAGCCGUGCUACUUCGCAUCACUACGACGACUCCUCAUUAUUCAUACUACAUCUCAUAGGAUUUGCAGUAUACAAGCAAGUGUGCUUUUUUGGCACUACGCACACAGCAAGAUGUUUAAAGUUUGGAGCUCAUUUGCCUGCUACAUUCAACAGUGUGUACUUUGUUGGGGCUGUACCAAAAGCAAAUGGAGAAAACAAUAUGCAAUUAUUAUAAUAAUAAUAAUUAUAAUAUGCACUGUAAGUUUUCCCAAGCCAAACUUCUGUCUGACUGCACCACGAGAGCUUCUUUGUCAUUAUUGUGGUGACAGUGGGAGUGGGAGUAGCUGUCACACCUCUUUGAGUUUCUCCUUUGCUUUCUGUGCGCUAUUUGCCGCUUUCCACUCAGUCACUAAAGCAACCCGGUCACAGACGGCCAAGCAAGGGGUCUCGUCAAGGUGCGGAGCAGCAGGCAGCACCACAAAUAGACCCCUGCGCGCCCGGAUGGCUGGCCGUGUGACUGACAGGCCAGCUGAUUCUCAGCAGGGCUGCCUGAUUGGCCGGCCGCCAUGCUGACACAUCACUUUAGAGUACAGUGUGAGCGGGAGUAGAGACCAAAAGGGGAAAUUAUCCAGGAUAGCCUCGCCAAGGUAGCGCUGGGAUUGAGACUAACGUGUGUGUGUGUGUGUGUGUGUGUGUGUGAGAGGGGGGUUUAAAAUGCAUUAAGCACUUAUGGAAUGAUAAACUUGAAUGAAAUCUUAGUGCCUUGUUAGAAGAGGACUAGAUGUUGCUGUGUGUAUUUGCAGAAAAUGUGUGUGGCCUGAAAUGUCCAGAUGAAAAUAGGGAACAAUUCCUCAAUUCAGGAAGUGACUUUGCUUGGAUUUUUUUUAUGCUGUAAAAGACUCCUCAAGUCUUUGAACUGAUCAUGAAUUGACUUCUGGUGCAGGACCUUGAACGCACCACUGGCUUUGUGAACACACGUGUAACUGCUGGCUGUGAAUAGAGCUAAAAAGACUGUUUUUUGUUGUUUUCCCAGCAUAUUUGCUCCUGCUGUCAAAGUAAACCACAACCCUAAGAAGACCUUUUGUUGUAUUGAAAUCAUGAUAUGAUGCUGUGUUGUUUUCCCACUUGUUCAAUCCAGAAUAUUAUAAUGAGAGAGGAAAUUGCUGUCUUUGUUUACCAGUGUCGCCAUCCGCCUUUAUAAAUCCUUUUCUUCAUUCUGUUUUUAAUCAAAUGUGCUUUCAUCCUUUCUUUGAUCCUGUGGUUUAGCUGAUGGUGAUUUUGCUUGAAUCCCUGUUUGACACUAUGUUUUGGGAUGUUCUGGUCUGUCGCCUGCGCACAUUCUCUAAUCCCAUUUUGUGAAGCAGAACAAUGUUCAGUGUGUGCCAUUUUAAUCAUCAGAUCCAGGUAUUGGGCUCUGGAAGAUAUUAACAUGCAGUAGUAGACCAAAAGAAAUGGUAAUAUUCACUAUAUAUCACAAUAUUUCAGUAUUUAAGUCAGAUAUUAGAAAAUGUUGGGGAAAAAUAUAUAUUGAGCUCCUUGUUGUGUGCAGAUUAAAACCUUUUCCAACACAAAUGCAAAACGGAUUUUAUCACAAUCAGUGCAAACAAUGAUUUGUUGUUUCCAAUUCUGUCUUAUCACAUAAAUUGUUCACACAAAUGCUAACCAAGAACCUAUAUUUAGAUAGCAGAGCUGGUAGAUUUGCAAUGAGAUUAUUGAGAGGUGAAGAUAAAUAACUAUCACAAGUGUUUUCUAACCUGUUCGACUGUUAAGUUGUUAAAACCUGAUCUACUUUUCAAAAAACCCUUCUUGAGUUACAGUAAAUGGUUCAUUUACCAGCAUGUAACUGUUAUUUAUUAGCAGCAGGAGCGUACUAAAUGUAAACCUUUUUGUUGUACACUGUACACUGUCAAAUUGUUAAAAGAUGACUUAGAAUUAUUGUUUCAGACCACCGAGUAAGAUUACCAGCAGAUGAUCCAACAGGAACAAUUUGUUAUCCACUGUAUAUCCAGAUAUGAUUUCUUUGAAUUUCUUUUCUUUGACAUCAUACUAGAAUUGAUAAUGGGCUGGGCUGUUGCUGGGAUUGUUUGUUUGUUUGUUUUUUCUAAAGAAUUGUCAAUACGAACACUCUUUGUGGAAGUUUUAUAGAAGGUGGGUACAUAAGGCAACAUUUUUGGUUCAAAUGAGACUGUCGAAGUACUAAAAGUUACUUUAUAGUUCUCUCUGAGAAAGUGUACUAUUCUUUAAUAUUUCAUCUUGUUUUUCUUCUCUCACAUUUAUCCUGCAGAACGAACAGUUUAUUGCAUCUGUUUUUCCUUGAGUCUGCCAAGCCCAACUGUCACAUAAAUCUUGGAUAAAAAGAAGAAGAUUAUCAUCAUUACAGACUUUUGGCUGUGUUGUAUAGAAUUAGUAAGAAAAGUGUUUUAGGUAGCUGAUGUGUUAGCUUGUGCUUUUUCAAAGAUGUUUUAGGCAUGAAGAGCUGUAGUAGGGCCAGAAAAUCCCUUAUUCCAAUAAAACAUCAGGGGCAGCAGGAUCAAAUGCAGUAGGACGAGCUGAUUUUAGAGAAAAUGUAGAACUUAGCUGUCAAAUAGAACGCCAUGAUUAGUCAACUGGAAGGCCAGUGUUUAAACAGGUAUCUGACAGUUUAUUGACAGUAAAUCAUGAUAUAAUUUGACCUGGAACGUGCUAAAAUGCUUUAUAGAAUAGCCAAAGUCCUAUUUUUAAGUAACAAAAUAUAAAAUACAAAAUUACAGCAAAAGUCUUAUUUAGAUGUCCUAAUCUUCCCUGCAGAGUAAUCUUCAUGUUCCCCUUGCCUCAGCUGCGCAGAAAAGAAGCAGAGGUCAUUGCUGGUAUUUAGAGUUGAGUCUUUUGGGUCUCACAACCAGAAUCGUCAUUAACAUGACUUCUUUUUUUUUCCCUUCAGGAAAAUGUUUGGUAAAGCCCCAGUCACACAGGCCUGGAUCCACCAUGAUUGAGAUGUUGGUGCUAUCACUAAUAAAUCUGAGGUUAAAAUAACAUUAUCAGUAUAACAAAUUAAGCUAUCUCACUACAGUCUAAACUCAGCUCUCUGUCCCUGUUGUUGAAAGAAUAAUCCCAAGCUUGGCAUGUUUGCCUCGAGGGCAGGAAGACGAGGAGCACCUUUUGUGAAUUUUUUUUUGACAGUUUAGUGAGUCGUCACAAAAUGAUGGGAACUGCAUUCUGCAGAUAGGAUGAUAGCACUGAUAAUCAGCUGUUCUGCAGGAAAGGAUGGGGGAGGAAACGAGAUGAUGCCAAAAUUGCGUUCAUGCUCUUCAUCUUUACUGUGUUUUGUACAAAGUGCAUUAAAUUAAAAAUGAACUUAAAUGGAUCUGUGUCUCUGGGGAAAUUUCACAGGAUGUUGCCAACUGUAUCCCUUCAAUUAUGUUUAAUUGAAUAAGCUUUUAAAAGUUUGGGUUUUUUUUCAAUCAGAGUAAUAUGUACCUUUCCAUUGCACAUGUAAAGUUUGUUUUAUUACAUCAAAGGAUAACUUGGGUUGAAGACUUUCAGGCACUGCUUUAUUUCAGCUUUUAUCCACUGUGGUAAAGUAUUUAAGUAAAGAAAAACUUCCUUGCAGACACUAGGGAUACAAAUUUAGCAAAUCGAUUUCACUAGCACUUAACAUAGAUCGGUUCUCAUUGGCACCGUUUUUAGAGUCGACACCAUCACUAAGAAACAUAUCAAAGGAAAGGAAUUGAACUACUGGGAACUGUUCCCUACAAGACCCGAUCCUCAAUUCCUGUCCCUAGCUGGCACCCAUAUAAUGGUAUAAACCACAGUUCAAGUACACAAACACUUCAAAUGUAAUACUUUUCCACAGCUGCUGGGAUAGAGCAAUCGUAAAUGUGCUGAAACGUUUUAUAACGUUAAGAUCCAAAUGCAUUUUUACGUUUUUUUUUCCCACCUUCACAUGUUCAGUCGAAAGUCUGUUGGGCAGAAUAAUCGUAAUUUACAGGAGCAAAUGUUUUUAAUGUCAGUGGCCAACGUGGCCCAUCACACAAUGUUGUGUAGGUGUGUGAGCUUUGAUGUGUAGGGAAGUGUACAUUUUGUAUCUCAAAAAUAUCCAAUAUUUUUUUUCUACUGACAUUGCAACUGUAAAGGUGUAUUUAGGUAUUUAACAAACUGUACAAUUAAACUGGAAUUGUAUGAUAUUUUUUUCUGAAAAUUGUAAAAUAAAAAGGUUUCUAUAUUUGGA
Messenger RNA from Maylandia zebra (zebra mbuna), 7135 nucleotides. The record is from RefSeq and is a predicted model, not a curated record. Lineage: Eukaryota; Metazoa; Chordata; Actinopteri; Cichliformes; Cichlidae.